AUUUCAUCGCCAGGAAUGAGAUUUUGUAAAAUUAAUAUCUAGGACGCAAUUCUAUAGGGACGCCGAUGUUUGGGCAGGGCCUUAACAUCAGUCUAAACCUCAUUCCGCGUUUAUCUCAAAACUAUAUAUUUAUAGAAUUGCGUAACAGAGAUCACACGAAGUCAAAAUAUAUUACGGCGUUUUCUUAAAAUAAGUCAGCAACUAAUUCAUAAGUUUAAUAUUCUAUUAUUGAACUUAUAUUAGUAAAAUGAGUAUAUUACUAAAGACUUGCCAUUUAAUCACCAGCACUGAUUAUUCCCUUAUGGUACAAAGUAAGGUAAGGAAAUAUAUGAUUACGGUAAAUCAUAGAUGGUGAUGACCCGCGAUCCACAAUCCAAUUUAUCACUACGGUAAGACAAAGUCGUCUUCGUGAAAUCUCUGCUGGGAACUCUGAGUUCAAUCAUGAACCGCGAUAAACAUAACUCGAGAAAAGAAAAUCCAGACGACCACCGCCCACCAAAAAGACUUAAACAAGGUAUUGGUAUUUCAAUAGAUGUUCAGUUAUGAGUUCAAAUAUAUAUUUAAUAAUCUCAAACAUUUUCUCAUAUGGCUGUUGUCAGAUUCACAAAUAGAUUUGCCAAAUAAGCGACUCACACCAGCUUCAGUGGUUACUGUCCAGACACAGCAACCAGUCCACAACACCAAUCUUCUGGCUGACGUUACUAAUACCAAUGACCUACUUCAAAGAAAUGCUAGAACGCAAAGGCUUAGCGUUUUACGGCAGAAAAGAAAAGUUUCUGCUAUAGACAAUAUUCGAACCACUCCUACCAAACGUACAACACAGAAAUCUUCAAAUACAGUUCUUUCAGAUGGACAACUGAUCAGCGCGAAUAAUGAGACUCAGAGUAUGUACCCUAAUAAUGUGUAGUUGAUUGUUUUCCUUUUGCUAACAUUCACUCAAAAAAUAAUCCAUCUCUCUUUUGAUAUUCAAAGAUAGCGACAUUUCCACAGUACAACUAACUGGAAAUCACACGGAGAUCAGGAUAAAUGCCAUUCAAGAAACAACUCAGACGACAAUGAAAUGCUCACGGUCUCAACGGGGUUCUGUGAAAAAUCCAGUGGGUAGGCCGCGUCUCCCUUUGAUCAAACCGUAUCUAGCCGGCUCUGGCGGCAACUCAGUUCUUCAAGAGGGUAGUGGUUCUAAAUCAUUACCCACAUUGAAACGGAGUUCUAAAGAUCCUCCCAUUGUUCAUAUCAGUCAGAAAGUUGCCGUUGGAAAACUUGAUGCAUCAGGUUAGCUAUAUGUCCUAUAUAAAAUUAAUGAGGUUGAUCAACACUAUCCACUUUCAGAUAUGUGAAUAACCCCAAAAUUCUAAAGUGUUUGGACACUAUUAUUACUUUUUUCUAGGUUCCAAACAUGGACUACCUUCGGAUGUACAAAAUAAGGAAUUUAUGACUCCUUAUAGCUCAUUCCAAAACUCAACUAUUUGCUCCUCGGGUGUUACUCAGUGUAGUCUUGCUAAGACAGUACACAGAUAUAACCAUUCUCCGGUAGACACCACCAACAUAUUUUGUACUCAAAACCGUUCUACCGGCAAAUCUAUAAUUUCGUCACUUGACUCUGAUUCAUCAGGUUUGAAGAAUCUCCUUUUAACAUCAGUUUUCUCCUAUAAAAAAAAAUUGUCUACGAUUGUAAUGAUUAGAUUUAUUUCAAAGGUUUAAAAGGCUUUCUACGUUAUUUGAUCGUGCAAGUAUUUAUGUGGAAUGUUACUAUGUAUUUUCAGAUUACGAAGAUUGUUGGGAUUGCUCAAGCAACGAAGAUAAUGCUGAUUGGGGAAUCUCAGAUACCGACUCCGAAGAUGAAUAUGUGCUUGAAAUUAAACGUCAUGCAUACACCAAAAAAGUUGCGAGUUGUUUUGCACAAUUAUUUGGUGAUCUACCUGAGGUUUUACAUUCCUCUUUUACAUCUCCUGUUGAAUCGGCACCAAUAGAAGAGGGUACAUAAUUAAUCACAGUUAUUUAUUUUUAUUUUUUUUAGUUUCUUAUAACUUUAGUGGAAUGAAAGACUAACUAUCAUUUUUUCUGGAUCAGAAUACAAUGAUGAUGGAGAACUUGAAAAUGAAUGUCCUAGAUGUGGUGCAUUGUUCUGGUAUAACGAGCGUAUUGGUCGAAGCAGGAAAACAAAAACACCAAUUUUCACUAUGUGCUGUCUUAGAGGGAAAAUAAAACUUCCUGUUCUAAAAGAACCUCCGGCUUAUCUACAUGGUCUUCUAACGAAUGACGAUGGCCUUAGUAGGCAUUUUCGGGAUAAUAUUCGCGCUAUCAACAUGAUGUUCUCUUUUACAUCACUUGGGGGAAAGAUUGAUAAUUCAAUUAACACAGGUCAAGGUCCUAAAAUAUUUAAACUACAUGGUGAGAAUUAUCAUCUUAUAGGAAGUGUGAAGCCCAAUCCUAAUGAAGCGGCUAAGUUUUCACAGUUGUAUAUUCAUGAUACCCAAAACGAAGUUCAAAACAGGAUAUCAGCAUUGAGGUAUAAUUCCUUUAUCUUCAUUACAUAAAAUUAAGAAAUAAAUUGUCUAUAACCUUUUUAAUUAUCUGAAUUCGAGCUUAACGUUUAUUUUUUCCGGUUUGAUAGUGGGAGUGCGGAUAAAAGUAAACUCCGAGCUGAUUUGGUGGAGUCAAUAAUGCAGAUGUUGAGGGAUUCAAAUGUUCAUGUGCAGACUUUCCGAAAUGCAAUGGAUAGAUUUAACGAUGAAUCCGAGUGCGAAGACGUCAAGCUGGUUUUGAUUCACAACCGACAAAAAGAUGGACGAGUUUACAAUCUCCCUACUUCAUCUGAGGUUGCAGCUUUGGUGCCCGGUGAUUUCCAACUACAUAUGGACAAAAGGGAUAUUAUUUUGGAGAAGUAUUCUGGUAAGCUAAAACGGAUCAACGAGUUGCAUCCGUGUUAUCUACCACUACAAUAUCCACUUAUCUUCCCUUACGGAGAGGAUGGGUUUCGUCUUGGCAUCCAGAACGGUUUCACAGGAUUCAACAAAAACAAGAAGCCAAAUAUUAGCAUGAGAGAGUUCUUUGCUUACCGCAUUCAAGUCCGUAGUGUGGGUUCUCAAGUUCUUCUCUUUUCAAGGAGGUUACUACAACAGUUUUUGGUGGAUGCUUAUACGAUGAUUGAGUCGCACCGACUUCGGUAUAUACGGAAGAACCAGGGUAAUCUGAGAUCUUUGAAUUAUAGUAAGUUUGUGGCUGCUGCAAGUGAUGGGUUUUCUUCCUUGCCCAUUGAAGGAAACCGUAUUAUUAUACCAUCUUCUUUCACUGGUGGACCAAGGUACAUGCAUCAAAUGUAUUUGGAUGCAAUGACUAUUUGCAAAUACUAUGGAUUUCCCGAUCUGUUUAUUACAUUUACAUGUAAUCCUAAGUGGCCUGAGUUGACAAGAUAUUUUCAGAAAUAUAAUCUCAGAGCAGAGGAUAGACCAGAUUUGUGUUGUAGACUAUUUAAAGUUAAACUUGAUACUUUGAUGGAUGAUUUAACCAAGAAACAUUUGCUUGGGAGAACCGUGUCUGGUAAGGAAAUAUUUUGACGUUUUACAAUACCUUUUUAACGAUUACAUAUAUAUUUAUAUAUUGGUAGAUCUAAACGAAUUCUUUAUUGGUUUAUUGUAGCAGUUUAUACUAUAGAGUUUCAGAAAAGAGGACUUCCACAUGCCCAUAUUCUGUUGUUCAUGGACUCUAGAGACAAAUUUCCAACAGCAGAAGAUAUUGAUCGCAUUAUUUCAGCUGAGAUUCCUGAUAAGGAAAUGGAGCCUCGAUUGCAUGAUAUUGUCAAAGACACAAUGAUUCAUGGUCCAUGUGGAGUGGUUAAUAAAAGUUCUCCUUGCAUGAAUGAUGGGAAGUGUACUAAAUUUUUCCCCAGAAAGAAUGUGGAGAAAACAACGGUUGACUCUCAAGGUUAUCCCAUUUACCGGAGAAGGGAAGAUGGUCGUUUUGUAGAGAAGAAAGGAAUUCAGCUGGAUAACGGAUAUGUGGUUCCUUAUAACAAGAAUCUCAUGCUUCGUUACAAUGCUCAUAUCAAUGUUGAGUGGUGUAAUCAGUCUCGAUCGAUUAAAUACUUAUUUAAGUAUAUCAACAAAGGAUCUGAUUGUGUGACAGCAGCAGUUACUCAGAAGGCUAGCAAGAAUUCAACUGGAGCUGAAGCUUAUGAUAAUACUGUGAAUCGCGAGGAAGGUACAAACGGUGCUGGACUAGGAGUGGGAAUGGACAAUGCUGGAGAAGGAGUUCGUAUGGACACUGCUGGAGAAGAAACAGAACCACUGGUAGAUGAAAUUAAAAAGUAUUUCGAUGCUAGGUAUGUCUGAUAAUAUUUUAUUUUAAAACCUGUGUUCUAUUGGACAUAUUAACUAAUAUAUUAUCAUAAAUUUAUCUACUUUUUUAGAUACAUUUCUGCUUGUGAGUCAACUUGGAGAAUUUUAGCUUUUCCGACGCAUUAUCGAGCUACACCUGUUGAGAAGCUAACAUUCCAUUUAGAAGGUGAUCAACCCGUAGUCUACAAGGAAGGUGAUACAGUGGAAUCAGUUAUGGCUCGUGUGAAUGUACAGAAGACAAUGUUCCUAGCUUGGUUCGACUGUUGUGAAAAAUACCCUGAAGCUAGGUUACUGACUUAUGCAGAGAUGCCCACUAGGUUCAUAUAUGAUUCCAAGGCAAAAGUCUGGAAUAGACGGAAAAAAGGUUUUGCAAUUGGGAGGUUGCAACAUGUAUCUCCAAGUUCUGGACAACUUUAUUAUUUGAGAGUAUUGCUAAAUAAGAUAAAAGGUCCACGAUCCUAUGAAGAGAUAAAGACAGUAGAUGGAGUUGUUCAAGCGAGUUUUGAGGAUGCAUGUUAUAAGCUAGGUUUGUUAGAUGACGACAAGGAGUACAUUGAAGGUCUUAAAGAAUGUGCUUUUUGGGCCUCAGGUCAGUAUGUACGCAAUCUGUUUGCACAAAUGUUGGUAAACGAAAGCUUAUCCUCUCCAAAAUUGGUAUGGGAAGCAACCAAAGACUUACUUUCCGAAGACAUUCUCUACCUUGAGCGACGAAGGCGUCGAAAUCCAAGUGAGUUUUUUACUAUGAUUCUAUUAAAAUGAUGAUCUCUAUCUUCCUAACUUUAUUGCGCAAUCAGAAAACUUACUAUAUAAAUACACGAAAUCUUUGUAGGUUUGGUGCUGACUGAAGAACAAAUCCUCAAUUGUACGCUACUUUUGAUUGAUAAGGUUUUGCGCAGUAAGAAUAGUCGUUUGGCUAACUGGGAGACGAUGCCAAAGCCUAUAGAUAACGAGGUAUCAAAUACAGAGAAUCAGCUAUUGCAGGAUGAGCUUAACUAUCCUCUUGAUGAAUUGCGUGUACAACACCAAAACUGGUUCGCACAAUUGACAGAUGAGCAGAGGGGUGUCUACAACGAGAUUAUGGAGUCUGUCAAUUCAUCAUCAGGCGGUGUGUUUUUCGUCUAUGGCUUUGGUGGCACAGGGAAAACUUUUUUGUGGAAUAUUUUAUCUGCUGCUGUACGCUCGAGAGGUGAUGUGGUUCUUAAUGUUGCUUCAAGUGGAAUAGCUGCAUUGUUGCUGCCUGGUGGAAGAACUGCACAUUCAAGGUUCAGCAUCCCUAUUAAUCCGGACCAAUUUUCAACUUGCAAGAUACAACCGGGUAGUCACCAGGCAGAAUUGAUAUCUAAGGCAUCUCUUAUUAUAUGGGACGAAGCACCGAUGAUGAGCAAGCAUUGCUUUGAGUCUCUUGAUCGUAGUCUUAACGACAUUAUGAAGACUACAGACGACAGGCCUUUUGGUGGGAAAGUUGUCGUUUUCGGAGGUGAUUUUAGACAGAUCCUACCCGUAAUUCCCAAGGGAAAUCGUGCUGAUAUAGUUAUGGCUUCUCUUAAUUCAUCUUAUUUGUGGAAGCAUUGCAAAGUCUUGCAGCUAACCAAAAAUAUGCGGCUUUUUUCUGAGCCUGAUUGCCGUGAAGCUGAGGAAAUUAAGGAGUUUUCAAAAUGGAUAUUGGAUUUAGGAGAUGGAAAGAUUAAUGAGCCGAACAGUGGAGAAACUAUGAUCGACAUUCCUAAGGAUCUGCUGAUUGAUCAGUGCACUGAUCCUAUCCAGUCUAUAGUUUCAGAGGUUUAUGAAUCUACUUUCAAAGAUUCGAAUGACCCCAUUUUUUUCCAGGAGAGAGCUAUUUUAUGUCCAACCAAUGAAGACGUUGAUGUCGUAAACAACUACAUGCUUGACCAUUUAAAAGGGGAGGAAAGAAUAUAUUUGAGCUCUGAUAGUAUUGACCCAGCUGAUUCAAACUCAAGAGAUGACUCUGUUUUCACUCCUGAAUUUCUGAAUAGUAUAAAAACGUCAGGCUUGCCUAAUCAUGCUCUCAGGCUAAGGAUUGGUACACCCGUGAUGUUGCUUAGGAAUAUGGAUACUACAGAAGGUUUGUGCAAUGGGACCAGGUUGCAGAUAAUGCAAUUGGGUAAUCACAUUAUUCAAGCUAAGGUAAUCACCGGGACUAGAGUUGGUGAGAAGGUCUGGUUACAUCGUCUCCUGAUAUCACCGUCUGAUUCUAAGCUGCCUUUCAAGAUGAGGCGUAGGCAAUUUCCAUUGAAAGUUGCAUUUGCAAUGACAAUAAAUAAAAGCCAAGGUCAAACAUUAGCGAAGGUUGGUUUGUUUCUACCUAGACCAGUAUUUUCUCAUGGACAAUUGUAUGUUGCUGUGUCUCGGGUGAAGUCAAGAAAGGGAUUAAAGAUUCUUAUCACUGAUAAGGAUGGGAAACCUCAAUAUUCGACUAUGAAUGUCGUGUACAAGGAGGUUUUUCAGAAUAUAAAUCAAGUCUCUGAAUUUUAGGUAUCUAAUUCUUCAACCUCAUAU
Messenger RNA from Brassica napus (rape), 6854 nucleotides. RefSeq names its product ATP-dependent DNA helicase PIF1-like. The record is from RefSeq and is a predicted model, not a curated record. NCBI's taxonomy places the organism in Eukaryota, Viridiplantae, Streptophyta, Magnoliopsida, Brassicales, Brassicaceae. Gene Ontology annotation, biological process: telomere maintenance; DNA repair. The coding region runs from base 5265 to 6830 and encodes 521 amino acids. The transcript has 2 exons. Gene Ontology annotation, molecular function: DNA helicase activity.